Hemibagrus wyckioides is the source of this 6471-nucleotide messenger RNA. It is a transcript of the gene eif4g3a, whose product is annotated as eukaryotic translation initiation factor 4 gamma, 3a. The transcript has 34 exons. Bases 655 to 5652 code for a protein of 1665 amino acids. Gene Ontology annotation, molecular function: translation initiation factor activity; mRNA binding; protein binding. Lineage: Eukaryota; Metazoa; Chordata; Actinopteri; Siluriformes; Bagridae. Gene Ontology annotation, cellular component: eukaryotic translation initiation factor 4F complex. The record is from RefSeq and is a predicted model, not a curated record.
CUGAUUGUUUUGGAAAUAAAAGAGACUUCAUUGACUGCGCGGAUGUUUUUGUGCAAAGCCAUUCAGUCGUUUGCAGACCGGAAUGUAACAGAUGCAGGACGAAAGGACCCGGCUGGACAUUUUGUAGUGGCAUGUGAGGAAUCUCUGCAAGCGAGGCGCCUGAGGUAAAGCCCGAACGUUUCCGAAUUCGACCGACGAUUCCCGAACCGUCUGUACUACCGGACUGCUCGAGGCGGCCGCUUAACGCCAUGUUGAGAUAACUCUCCGAUGUGAAUGAGGUAUUACUUUCAAUAUGAAGCGAAGGAGUGAAUAAAAGCAUCCGGGAGAGAUUUGAAGAACAGGAUUUUAUUAGCGGGGUCAGUGAAGAUCCAGGGCGGAGGAGAGUUGGGUGCAGAAACCCCCCCACCCCCCAACGCUCCCGUCCCCAUGAACAGCAGCACGUACAACCCCAAGAAAAAAGCGACUGCGCCGAAAAUGGCUUUUUUUCGCACCAAUACUGAGAUACUCCUAUUCUAUGGCGUGAAGUUUCCUACGGCCUGCUAAAGAGAAGAUACGCGCCUAUGUGCGGUAGAUAGCUGCACUGUGUGUCUGUAUUAUAGCCGCGUAUUUUUUUUUCUUUUGAAUUGUUUUUUUUGUUUUUAGUUCAGCACCGCCAUGAGUUCAGGACCGAAUGCAGCCACCGUAACAGGACCGAGCCAGCUGCGGGUUCCUCCGGUGUCGGUACCACCGGGAGUCACGGCCGCUCCUCAGCCUCCCACCGUGCCGGUACCGCCACCUCAAAUUCCAAGAGCAGCACUGUCGCUGGAAGAUCGGAUAUUUCCAGCCCAACCCGGAGUGACAGCAGUGUAUAGCGUCCCGAGGCACCCUGGCCCUCCCUACCAAGGGCAUGAUCUGGGCAAAGGCCACCCCACCUCAACUGCUCUGUCUCAGGUAUCAGCCCCUCCUGCUCCUCCCUACCGUUACCGUUGGGAACCAGGCGGAGCGCCUUCCUUCAGCCCCACACAGAAUCCUGGCUCUGCCCCCCUCAUAUAUUCUCCACAGACACAGCCAGUGAAUGUACAGCCUCCCAGUCGGCCAUUUGUGACGGGGCCUCGUCCCACCCACCAUCAGUUCCUGCACAGGGCUCAGAUGCAGACACCUCGACCUGCUCUUCCCACUAACACUCCCUCACUCCGACCUGGCUCUCAGACUCCCACGGCUGCUGCUGUCUAUCCCCCUAACCAAACUAUCAUGAUGACCAUGACACCAAUGCCCUUUCCUUCAGCACAAACGGCUCAGUACUACAUCCCUCAGUAUCGACACAGUUCACCCUACGUUGGACCUCCACAACAGUUCUCUGUCCCUCCCCCUGCUUCUGGAACCUUUUACCCCGGCCCUGGCCCAGGAGAAUACCCGGCACCCUACGCAACAGCUGCUCCGGGUCCGGCGUAUUUUCCAGGCCAGACGGUGUAUCCUUCCUCAGCCCCAAUUAUUGUGCCUACAGCGCCACAGCAGCCUCCACCAGCCAAACGUGAGAAGAAGCCAAUCCGAAUCCGGGAUCCCAACCAAGGUGGGAAGGACAUAACAGAGGAAAUCAUGGCUGGUAGUGGGAAUACCACACCCCCCGUGGGCCGUCCUUCCUCCACCCCAACCCCUCCACAGCGAAGUGCCAGUCAGACGCCAGAGCAGUUAUACUACAACAUGGACCCACCCUACAGACUCAGUCCAGUGACCGAUAGCAAACCCACGUCAGAGGACAAGCCCAGAGCUGAUUUUGCUCCCCAUAAAUCUUCAUCUCCUGGACCUUCAGAAUCCUCUACAGAAAGAAGAGAAGCUUCAACUCUUCCUAUAUCAGACUCUUCAUCUCACACAAAACCUGGAAUGGCCUGCAAUUCAACAGUUUCCUGUGAACCAGAAGAGCUUUCUACAAUUUCCACUGCUGUAGCUCAAUCCCCCGUCCCUGUAGAAGAAGAAACCCCUCUAGAAGCUACCCCCAGCCCUACAGCCUCGUCCCCUUCUCCAGGAAAAGCAGUUAAUGGUCUGUCUGAGUCACCGCCACCCUCCCCAAUCUGUGAGCAGGAGAUCCAGGUACAAGAAGUGCCCUUGACCAGUCCUCCAUCUUCACCUUUGGCUGAAAAUGAAGGACCAGUUUCAGGAGAAGUGAACCAGGCAGAGCCCCUUGCCCCUGUGACCCAAAUUUCAAUCAGCCCAACCACCUUAAUACCAUCCAAUGCCAUGUCUCCUCUAGUGCCACCCCCUGGCCUGCCCGUAUUAAUUCAGCCUCCGAGCAGUGACAUGCACGAACAAGGCAAGGCCUGUGGUCCUAAUGAUGUCCAAUUUAAAGCUGAAACAACAGCACAGAGCUCUGAUGGUGUAGCAGAAACGCACAGUCAGGCUAAUUCCAGAAAGGUACCACCAACAGCACAAGCUGCUUCUGUUGCACCAAAGGACUGGAAAAAAUCAAAUGAAGAGAAUUUAGCUGGGGAUCUUCUACACAAGGAAAACAAGGAGGAGUCCACUCCGGAUGGCUCGGCUGGAGAAGAGACCUGUAGACCAGCCUCAGAGAUGAGAAAUGGCUUCUCUCCAGCUCCAGCUUGCUUUCCAGAGGAGAACGGAGAGACAGAAACAGAACCACUGAAAAACGGAGACGUGCACAUGUUAGAAACUGAGCACACGGAUAACACGGUCACUCCUGAAGAGGGGAAGACGUCUACGGGGCCUUCACUAGACAUACAGGAAGUGCUCAUGCAGCCCAAUGGGAAAAGGCAGUAUGACCGGGACUACCUGUUGGGCUUCCAGUUCAUGCCAGCAUGUGUGCUGAAGCCAGAAGGUUUACCUCAAAUCACAGAUGUAGUUCUGGAUAAGAUCAACCAAACCAAGUUGCCAUUAAGGCCAGUGGACACGCGGGUGCUCUCGAGAGGGCCGGACUUCACCCCAGCGUUUGCUGACUUUAGCAGGCAGUUACUAGGAGGACGGGGAGCACCACUCCUCAGCUUGCCUGCCUGGAGGCCCCCGCCUCGCAAGAUUAUCAUGAACGUUUCUGUGAAUGAUGAGGUGCAGCUGCAGAAGGCUGAGAAUGCUUGGAAGCCUGGCUUGAAGAGAGAAACGGUCGCCGAGGAUCUGGAUACUCAGAAAACACAGGAUCUUUUCCGGAAGGUGCGCAGCAUCCUGAAUAAACUGACGCCCCAGAUGUUCUCACAGCUGAUGAAGCAGGUGACAGACCUCACCAUAAACACGGAGGAGAGGCUCAAAGGAGUCAUCGACCUGGUGUUCGAGAAGGCCAUCGAUGAGCCCAGUUUUUCUGUAGCCUAUGCCAACAUGUGCCACUGCCUGGCUACGCUGAAGGUGCCAAUGGCAGAUAAACCUGGCACUACUGUUAACUUCCGGAAGUUGCUGCUGAACCGCUGUCAAAAAGAAUUUGAAAGGGACAAAAUGGACGAUGCCGUGUUUGAGAGGAAGCAGAAGGAGUUAGACUCUGCAACAUCAACCAGUGAGAAGGAGCGCCUGCAGGAGGAGCUGGAGGAGGCGAAGGACAAAGCCAGACGGCGCUCCACUGGCAACAUAAAGUUCAUCGGUGAGCUGUUCAAGCUGCGCAUGCUAACCGAAGCCAUCAUGCAUGACUGCGUGGUGAAGCUGCUGAAGAACCAUGAUGACGAGAGCCUCGAGUGCCUCUGCAGGCUUCUUACUACCAUCGGCAAAGACCUGGAUUUUGAGAAGGCCAAGGUAAUUCAGCCAGCACUUUGGAGACGUUUAACACCAGUGGAGAGUCUUCAGCCUCGCAUGGACCAGUAUUUCAACCAGAUGGAGAAAAUUGUCAAAGAGCGCAAGACAUCAUCCCGAAUCCGCUUCAUGCUGCAGGACGUGAUCGACCUGAGAUUGCAUAAUUGGGUGUCACGCAGGGCUGAUCAGGGCCCCAAAACCAUUGAGCAGAUUCAUAAGGAGGCCAGGAUCGAGGAACAGGAGGAGCAGAGGAAGGUCCACCAGCAGUUAUUGUCCAAGGAUAAAAGGAGGCCAGAACCGAGGGACCAGCGCGGACUGAGAGAAGAGACCUGGAGUACUGUACCAAUGACCAAGAACAGCAGGACUAUAGACCCUACAAAGAUCCCCAAGAUCUCCAAGUCACAGUUUGAUGAUAAGAUCCAGCUUGGGCCCAGGGCUCAGCUUAGCUGGGUAAAGGGCAGCAGUGGUGGAGCCAAAGCAAGCAAUUCUGAGUCACACUCAGGUAGCAGUAGUCUGAACCGUUACUCAGCUCUGCAGUCGUCCACAUUGCCCCCAGCCCAAACUCCGGACCCAGACUCCAGACGGCCUCUAGUAAGCCGAGGCAGCUGUGGUCGGGAGCGAAGUGAGAAACCCCAGAGUUCAGCUCCCUCCAGGCUCCUCAAUCGUAGUAGCAGCAAUAAGGAGCUCGUGGAGAGUGCAGCUGCUGAGGAGCCAUGCCGAGAUGCACAAGCCACACCCCGCAAAACAAGCGUCUCUGAGGACAGAAGCAACAUGGAGCACAGCCAGUCCCAGGAUCCUUUAAAAAAAGAAAGCUCUGUUAGUGCAGUUCCAGCAAAGCCGGUCCUGUCUGACGAGGAGAUGGAGAGGAAGUCUAAAUCAAUCAUCGAUGAGUUCCUGCACAUUAAUGACCUUAAGGAGGCAGUGCAGUGUGUGGAGGAGCUGCAGCAGGUAUCCCAGCUGGCUGUGUUUGUGAGGGUGGGGGUGGAGUCCACGUUGGAACGUAGUCACAUUGCCAGAGAGCACAUGGGGCAACUCUUCUACCAGCUGAUCCACAGAGGCAGCCUACAACGGGCCCAGCUAUAUGCAGGCUUGGCGGACACACUGGAAAUGGCUGAUGACAUGGCCAUUGAUAUUCCUCACAUUUGGCUGUAUCUGGCUGAGCUGCUCUGUCCUCUGCUCAAAGAUGGAGGCAUCCCCAUGAGAGAACUCUUUAGUGAAAUAAGUAAACCAUUAAUCCCAGUGGGAAAAGCUGGCAUGUUAAUAGUGGAAAUACUUCACCUACUAUGCAAACAAAUGGGCCAUAAGAAAGUGGGGGCUUUAUGGAGGGAGGCAGGGCUUAACUGGAGUGACUUCCUGUCAGAAGAGCAGGAACUCCAAAGCUUCAUCUCCAAGCAGAAGCUGCAGUUUACGCUGUCUGACUGUUCCUCUGCCGAUUCUGUUCCUCCUAUGCCCAGUCUCAGCCCAGAUGAGUUACACAGACAGCUUGAACGUCUCCUGCUAGAGGACCUGGACAGUGAUGAGCAGAUAUUUGACUGGGUCGAGGCCCAUGUGGAUGAAUCCCAGAUGAGCUCUUCCGCAUUCCUGAGAGCUUUAAUGACCGCAGUGUGUAAGGCAGCUGUUAGAGAUGAGAAUACGUCCUGCAGAGUGGAUACAGCCGUCAUACAGAAGCACCUCCCUGUGUUACAAAAAUACUUUAACUCGGACACUGAGCGUCAGUUACAAGCACUUUAUGCACUGCAGGCAUUAAUAGUGAGCUUGGAUCAACCACCAAAUCUACUAAGGAUGUUCUUUGACUGCCUCUACGAUGAGGACGUGAUUUCAGAGGAUGCUUUCUACAAGUGGGAAACGAGUAAAGACCCGGCUGAGCAGCAAGGAAAGAGCAUAGCGCUGAAAUCCGUCACCGCCUUCUUCACCUGGUUACGAGAGGCUGAGGAAGAGUCCGAGGGCAAUUGAUGUGAGGAGGCGGCGGCCACCUAUUGAGGCGUGGAGGCACGCUGCCUGUACAAAUGGAAAACUGUACACUCUGAACUCAUACACACUACCUACACACACACACGCUCUCACUCGUGGCCAGACACAUGGUGUAGCGCCUGAGUUUCUCGUGGAAUGGAUUCUGAAAUGCUCCGCUCUGGAAGCAAAGGGGCGCUAAAACCCCUGUAUCAUAUAUAUAUAAAUAUAAAUAGAAAAUAUUUUUUGGUUUAAAUUUUGACAGUUUUUUGUUCAUUUUGUUAUUUUUAAAGAAGAAACUUAAAAGAAACAGGUUCUGAAAUUCUUAAUUUAUUAUUUUUUUAAACAUUCACAAAUACAAAGUCUAUUUAACAUUUGCAGAUCUUCACAGUAAGAGAAAUGUUGAUAGAAAUAACAGAAAUACCUAAAUAUUAAUGGCUAUUAAGAAAUAUGUACUCACCCUUCCUGAAUUUCACGUAAAACAAGCCCAAAGGGAAGGACAGUUUUGGUAUAAAGGGGAGAAUGCAGGAAAGAAAUGGACUGUGUUCUCGGGUCAUGUUCUUGAGUAAUCCCGGCAAUCGCAUCUGUUGGUUUCUUUUUAUUCAGUGCGGAGAGUGGGUCAAUUCUCACCACGAAAAAGAUGAUGCAAGAAUGCAUAGGUCUGAUAAAUAGGAGAACUUCCUGAAGAUUGUGAACACUAGAUGAUUUGAAGUAUGCAAAUACUACUAAUGCAAGUUUAAACCGUUUCAUGGCGGCCCUGCCUGCUUGUGAUAAAGGCCUAUUGGAGAACAUGUAAAACUUGUAAAUACAUUAAACACUAUCAAA